Messenger RNA from Aspergillus brunneoviolaceus CBS 621.78, 1922 nucleotides. RefSeq names its product glycoside hydrolase. NCBI's taxonomy places the organism in Eukaryota, Fungi, Ascomycota, Eurotiomycetes, Eurotiales, Aspergillaceae. Bases 1 to 1881 code for a protein of 626 amino acids. The record is from RefSeq and is a predicted model, not a curated record. Gene Ontology annotation, molecular function: alpha-L-arabinofuranosidase activity. Gene Ontology annotation, biological process: L-arabinose metabolic process. The transcript is spliced from 8 exons.
AUGCAUCUUGGUUCCCUCUCAGCCUGGGCCGUGACUUGGCUCGCGGGUCAGGCACUGGCCAUUGACCUGACCGUGUCUAAGACUGGAGGAAAUGCAUCCAGCCCUUUACUAUACGGCAUCAUGUUUGAGGUCACUAAUGCGAAUAUAGGCGAUGGGGGAAUUCAUGGGCAGGUGCUUCGCAACAACGGGUUCCAGGGCACCAGCCCUGGACUGACUGCCUAUGCCGCCGUAGGCAAUGUCAACAUCACACAGGAUACUUCCAAUCCUGUGAGCAGCGCCAUCGCCUCCUCCCUCAAGGUCACAGUCCCCUCCGGAGCCGCCGGCUACGUAGGAUUUGCCAACACAGGUUACAACGGGGUUCCCGUUCUGGCUACCACGUACAGCAACUCGUUCUACAUCAAAGGCGCCUACUCGGGGACUAUCAAUCUCCGGCUCGUGGGAACCUCGAGCGGGAUCGUCUAUGCAGACCACAACAUCACAGUGAAAAGUACUACCAGCAAAUUCACAUCCUACGAGACGAGCUUCAAAUCUAGUCAGUCUGCCGAUGCAGACAAUGAGUGGCAGUUGCGGUUUGAUGCUACGAAGGUGGCUGGAAAGUCUCUCAAUUUCGGCUUGGUGCAGCUUUUCCCACCCACAUACAAGUCACGACAAAACGGGUUGCGAAAUGACGUUGCCAGCUUUCUUGCGGAGAUCAAACCGUCCUUCCUGCGUUUCCCGGGAGGCAAUAAUCUUGAAGGAGCUAGUCCCAGCAAUCGGUGGAAAUGGAAUGAGACUAUUGGCGCUGUUGUCAAUCGACCAGGUCGCCAAGGCGAUUGGACUUACGCAAACACCGACGCACUGGGCCUCGACGAGUAUCUCUACUGGUGUGAAGACAUGGGAAUGGAGCCAGUUCUUGCCGUCUGGGCAGGUCUUUCUCUGGGGGGAGGUAUCAUCUCUGGUUCAGCAUUGGACCCGUACAUUGAUGAUAUCCUCAACGAGCUUGAGUACGUGCUUGGCUCUACGACGACGACAUAUGGUGCGCUCCGGGCCAGGAACGGCCGCACGGAGCCCUGGCCAGUGAAAUAUAUCGAGGUAGGCAAUGAAGACAACGUGCAAGGCGGAUGUAGCACCUACGCCAGCCGCUUCACGGCAAUCUACGAUGCAAUCCAUGCCCAGUAUCCCGAUUUGAUUAUCAUUGCCUCGACGACCUCCAGCUCUUGCCUCCCGGCGACAUUGCCCAAGGGGGCCUACACCGAUAUCCACCACUAUCUCUCGCCCGACUCCUUUGUCGCCCUUUUCAACGAGUUUGACAACUAUUCUCGUGAGCAUCCCCUUCUAGUUGGGGAAUACGCCAGCACGACUGGAAAUGAUGGGAGCACCACCUACUGGAGCUACAUGCAGGGCAGUUGUGCCGAAGCCGUGUACAUGAUUGGUCUGGAACGCAACAGCGAUGUUGUCAAGAUGGCGAGUUUUGCGCCCUUGCUCGAGCAUUUUGACAUGGCCGAGUGGUCGCCGGAUCUUUUCGGUCUCGAUUCUAGCCCUGAUUCCAUCACCGGCUCAACCUCAUUCUAUGUGCAGAAGCUGUUCUCUACCAACCGGGGGACCACUAUCCUCCCCGUCACAAGCACUGCAGACUUUGGACCUGUCUAUUGGGUCGCUUCUAUGUCUGAAGAGAAAGUCUACUAUGUGAAGCUGGCGAACUACGGGUCGACGGCCCAGAACGUGACGGUCAAUAUUGCGGGAACCACCAAAGGAUCCUUGGAAUUACUGUCCGGCGGCGAGCUCGUGAGUAAUUAUCCGCACGACGUGUCGAUUACUCCUACCACCUCGACUGUGACGGGUCGUGGCAGCUUUACCGUGAAUUUGCCGGCCUGGGCGGUUGCCGUUCUCGCAGUAUCGUGAAGCAUCGGGUUGGUCGAUUAUAUUGAACGUACUGGAGCCUG